Molecule: messenger RNA, 4652 nt
Organism: Syngnathoides biaculeatus (alligator pipefish)
Lineage: Eukaryota; Metazoa; Chordata; Actinopteri; Syngnathiformes; Syngnathidae
Gene: cacna2d1a
Product: calcium channel, voltage-dependent, alpha 2/delta subunit 1a
Exons: 38
Coding region: 148-3375 (1075 amino acids)
Cellular component (GO): L-type voltage-gated calcium channel complex
Molecular function (GO): voltage-gated calcium channel activity
Source: RefSeq, a predicted model, not a curated record
CUCGCGUGUGCGUGCACACGUUUAGCCGACGAGUAGCAGGACGCGCGACGUCGUGCAUUUGUGCAGCUGCCCUCCUUUUUAUUCCCCCCUUGUUGUUGUUGUUGUUUUUUUUUCGUUUGUUUGUUUUAGUUUUCCAUCUUUGCCGCGAUGGAUUACGGCGUACGCCUACUUUUGCUGAUCUCCAGCGUGUCCUGCGUGUCCACCGGCCAGUUUCCCAACGCGCACAUGAUUAAAGAAUGGGCGGACCAGAUGCAAAAGGACUUGAUCACGCUCACGGACAAGGCGAGCGGCAUCCGGAGUCUCACUCAGAUCUACGGCAAGCAUAAAACGCACUUCAGCGUGGAGACCAACCGCAUCGAAGAGCUGGUGGCCACGGCCACCGGGAACAUCGAGAGGUUGUUGGAAAGCCGCUCCAAAGCCCUCAAGAGACUGGCAGAGGAGGCAGAAGCCCUCCAAACGGCUCACGUAUGGCAAGUCAACAGCGAGCCAGACAAAAUCAUCUACUACAACGCCAAAGACGACCUCAACCAGACGGAGAAGAAGAACCGCUACGUCCCCGAGGACUUCCACGUGGACCCCGACUUCCGGCGCCUGGUCUCGUACAACACCACGGCCGUCCACAUCCCCACCGACAUAUACGAGGGCUCCACCAUCAUUCUGAAUGAGCUCAACUGGACGGAAGCCUUGGAGGAGGUUUUCCGGAGGAACAAAGAGGAGGACCCCACGCUCCUCUGGCAGGUGUUCGGUUCCGCCACCGGACUGGCUCGGUACUUCCCAGCCUCUCCCUGGAUCGACUCCAGCAAGUCGGCCAACAAAAUCGACCUCUACGACGUACGCAGGCGGCCGUGGUACAUCCAGGGGGCGGCGUCGCCCAAGGACAUGCUGAUCCUGGUGGACGCGAGCGGCAGCGUGUCGGGGCUCACCCUCAAGCUGAUCCGAACGUCCGUCAGCGAGAUGCUGGAGACGCUGGCGGACGACGACUACGUCAACGUCGUCUAUUUCAACGACAAGGCCACGUACGCCGCCUGCUUCAAGAAUCUGGUGCAGGCCAACGUGCGCAACAAGCGCAUCCUCAAGGACGCCGUGCAGGGCAUCAGCGCCAAGGGCACCACCAACUACGGCCGCGGCUUCGAGAUGGCCUUCGACCAGCUCGGGCGGAUGAACGUGUCUCGGGCCAACUGCAACAAGAUCAUCAUGCUCUUCACCGACGGAGGCGAGGAGCGCGCCGAGGAGAUUUUCAAGAAGUACAACCCCAAGCAAGCCGUGCGCAUCUUCACGUUCUCGGUGGGUCAGCACAACUACGACAAAGGGCCCAUACAGUGGAUGGCGUGCACGAAUAAAGGUUACUACUAUGAGAUCCCGUCCAUUGGUGCGAUCAGGCUAAACACUCAGGAGUACCUGGACGUUUUGGGCAGGCCCAUGGUCAAAGCGGACCGCAAGGCCAAACAGGUCCAGUGGACCAACGUGUACCAGGAUGCGCUGGAGCUGGGACUCGUCAUCACCGGAACCCUCCCCGUCUUCAACAAGACCAGCACGGGAUCCAAGAAAUCUCCCAACCAGCUCAUCUUGGGCGUCAUGGCCAUCGACGUCUCCCUGGAGGACAUCAAGAGGCUCACGCCGCGUUUUACUUUCGGACCAAACGGCUACUACUUUGCCAUCGACCCCAACGGAUAUGUGCUGCUCCACCCCAACCUCCAGCCGCCGACGGCCGAGUUCCACGAGCCGGUGACGUUGGACUUCUUGGACGCCGAGCUGGAGAACGACAUUAAAGUGGAGAUAAGACAGAAGAUGAUUGACGGCCUCACGGGGACUUACCCCAUAUCUGCUCUGGUCAAAUCCAAAGAUGAGCGCUACAUUGACGUGGGCCGGCGGACUUACACCUUCGCGCCGGUCAAGGGCACGGACUACAGUCUGGCGCUGGUCCUGCCCGACUACAGUUCGUACUACAUCCGAGCCACCAUCGGCGACACCAUCACCCAAGCAAAAUUUUCUGAGAGCCUGCUGGCGGACAAGUUUGACGAAUACGGCUACACGCUCAUUGCGCCGAGGGUGUACUGCAAGGACCUGAAGCCCCCCGACAAGGACAAAAGCAACACGGAGUUCCUGAUGGAGUUCAACAACUACAUCGACACCAAGACGCCGAACAACCCGAUGUGUAACGUGGAGCUGGUGAACCGAUUGCUCCUGGAUGCCGGCAUCACAUCAGAUCUCAUCAAGAUCUGGAAGGAGAAUAAGUUGCAGCCCGGAGUGACCGCCAGAUUUGUUGCCACCGAUGGGGGGAUCACCAGAGUCUACCCAAAAAGCGCCGGCCUGAACUGGAGGGAGGAGGCGGAGACGUACGAGUCGAGCUUCUACAAGCGGAGUUUGGACAAUGACCUGUACAUCUUCACGCCCACGCCGUACCUCGCAGACAACACGAGCGACAACUCCGUCCUCGUGAGCAGAGCCGUCAACCUCCACAUCGACAACAGGCUCCUCAAGCCGGCAGUGGUCGGCGUCAAGUUGGACGUCAGCGCCUGGAUGGCGAGCUUCGUCAACACCACGCAGAGGACCAACUGCACGGAUGAGAUCUGCGGCUGCCAACGCAACGAUAUGUACGUGGACUGCGUCAUUCUGGACGACGGCGGCUUCCUAGUCAUGUCCAACCGAGACGAAUACAUCGAUCAGAUCGGUCGCUUCUUCGGCAUGAUCGACGGCAUCCUGAUGCUCAAGCUGGUCGACUCGUCGCUCUUCACUUCAAAGAAGUCCUUCGACUACCAGUCGCUGUGCUAUCCCGCCGAGGAGACCAAGGCGGCGGCGGGCCUGCGAUCCGUCUACGUUCCCUCCGUGGCCGAUAUUUUGAACGUGGGCUGGUGGGCCACCGCGGCAGCCUGGUCGAUCGUGCAGCAGUUGCUGGUGAGCAUCACGUUCCCAAAUUUCCUGGAUGCAGCCGACAUGGAGGAUGACAUGGGCGACAUGGUGAACAAGGAGGUGUGCAUCACGGAGCAAACGCAGUACUACUUCGAGACGGACGACGUCUCCUUCAGAGGAACAGUGGACUGCGAAAACUGCUCCAGACUGUACCACGCCGAGAAGCUCCCCGACACCAACCUGGUUUUCAUCAUCGCCGACGCCAAGCUCACCUGCUCGUCCUGCGACAACAAGCCGCUCGUACAGGACGAACAGCAGUCUCGGGGGCCCGAUCCCUGCAAGCUAGCGCAGAAUCCUCGCUACCGGAAAGGACCUGCAGUGUGCUUCGAUAAUAACGAACACGAGGAGGACCCUGACUGUGGCGGGGCAUCCGGCCUGAGUCCCUCACUGUGGCUCACCUUGGCCCUUCAGUCGGCACUUUUCUGGGUCCUCAGCGGCUCCGGACUUCACGCCGUCCCGUCGUGACCUGCCCUCCCCCACCGCCACCGUCGUCUCUAUACCAGCAUGCCUCCGGAAUGACGAAAGAGAACAAGCUUUGAAAGUUUUGGUUGAAGAACCCUUGGACGGUCCCCACCGGAUGAGGACUGGUGGUGCCGUUGUUCAGAAUUGAGGCUGCCUUAUCGGACUUGGUUGAGGAGCUCGAGCUGUUUAGUUCAACACUGCCAGAAGCUAGCAAACCGUUCAGUUUUUUUUUUAUAUUCAGUGCUCUGCUUAUUAGUUUAAGGCAAAGGAAACUGCUUCACAACAAACUUUUGCCCUCGGUCCGUCCCCCGCCGGGGUGCAGAUAAUUGUGUUAUUUUUUUUUUUUUUGUCUGGAUCCUCCCCCCCACCUCCUACCGGUGUCUCUGGAAGCUGUUUACUUUGUGCUCUUCGUCAAAUCCGAAUCCUCAGCCUCCCUCUGUCUGGAAUUCUUGGACCGGACCCUGCCGUGCGUGCUCGUCAACCAAUCAGGACAAACCUCUCUUGUGCCAUGUAUGUGAUUCCGAUGCUAGCUUAUUUAUCGGACGUUUGAGACCGCUAUCUUUGUGUGCGUAGCGCUACCGAAGUCCCUUUUGUGUGCUCACAUCUUCGCGGAACGACAAAUCGGAUGCAAAUGGAGCGUUCCGUUCACCGUGCCGGGUUUGUGCUUGUGGUCAGAUUUUGUGAAGUGUUUGCCUGCGUUAACGCGGUGCACGUGCUGGUUUUAUUAGCCUGUGCACCCUAAAGAUGUUUUUGCAAGGUGCACGCAGUGUGUUUUGAAACCGAACAGAGCUCGGAUGUAGCGGAUCUCCACCGACGCGUGAGUGUUGCGCUUAAAUAAUUCAACUCUAACAUCGUGCUCGUGGCGGAACUAACGACGUGGUUGGCAUUUACUAACCGUGGAGAGAGAGGAAUUAAAAAAAAAAACAAGUGCCAUAACCGAAUUCUCUCGUUUUCCAAAUUCCUAAUUUAUGCAAGGUGACGCCGUCAAGUGUUGCGCGAUGAUCAGCCGUUAAAAUACUGCCUUUGUUUUCCUUUGCGGAGACAGCAUCUCCAGUUUUUGCGUUACAAUGCACGCUAACACUUGACAUCGACUGCAGCGUUGCGGUACAGAAAGGUUUUGGAUUCAAAGUGCAAAAUUCCGAUGCUGCACCCGUGGGAAUAAUUCAAAGUGUUUCCGAUUCCUUACGAGUUGCAGGAAUCUUAUGGAUAGCCGUGUGUGUGUGUGUGUGUGUGCGUUACCAUCGGGCCCGCCAAGGCCUGCUUUUUUUUUUUUUUUUUUU